This is a messenger RNA of Polyodon spathula (Mississippi paddlefish), 2463 nucleotides long. RefSeq names its product UI-like. Gene Ontology annotation, cellular component: extracellular region. The transcript has 2 exons. The coding region runs from base 46 to 705 and encodes 219 amino acids. The record is from RefSeq and is a predicted model, not a curated record. Gene Ontology annotation, molecular function: hormone activity. NCBI's taxonomy places the organism in Eukaryota, Metazoa, Chordata, Actinopteri, Acipenseriformes, Polyodontidae.
GACUCCUUCAAUUUACAAGCAGUACAUGCACUUGCACUGACGUCAAUGGAGCUGUCUUGGAUGUAUAUAAACAGUCAAAUCUCCAUCAAGCAGGACUUUUCUGAUAGAGUUCUGGGGUCUUCCAUCCGAGCUUGUGUGGAAAACGUGAUAUUCUUCUACAGUUACUUUAACCUAGAGCACUUAACGGCAUCCAGCAUGAAGAAAACGCCUUUGGUUUUGCUAACAGUCAGUAUAUUACUUGUGUCUCAUAUUCCUCCCAGUGUCUGCCGUCCUAUGGGCACGAACACCUUUAACCGUCAUGGUUACAAGAUCCAGGACGACAACGUCUUGGUAAAGGCUGGUGAUAAUGCAAUGUCCUACCUCGUGGGAGAAAAGUUGCUUAGGUAUUUGGAAAAAAAUCCCAGAUUUCAGAUAAUCCUCUCUCAACUACCUCUCGGCAACGUUCAGUUUGUGAAAGCGCUGUCCACAAAAGGCUUGGCUCAACCCGCGCACAACAUACAGGUGGUAGACGGAGAGGAGCCCUGGAGGGAGGAGGUCAACAGCCUCAAAGACUUGUCAGAGCUCUCGAAGAGGGCCGAAGACCCUCCCAUCUCUAUCGAUCUCACAUUCCACCUCUUGAGAAACAUGAUGGAGAUGGCAAGGAUCGAAAAUCAGAGGGAACAGGCGGAGCUGAACCGCAAAUAUUUGAAUGAGGUUGGCAAAUGAUAGCGUCAACAUAGGAAAAACAACGGCUCUCACCAACGAGCGAUUAGCCACGGCACUGCCAUGUAAAUGCCCAUGGUAUGACAUUUGUUCAUGUUAACCCUAUUACUAAGCCUAACAUUAUAGACCACGUUCAUUACACUAGCUUCACUGAAGCUAUUGUGGACAUUUGUGUUCAUUGGGAUGGACUUUGAUUUUGUGGAUGCAUAUGAAACACAUGUUGUGUUAAAUAUUUUAUUUGUCUUUAUUUUAGAGGGGAAAGAUGUAGUUUUUAUUACAAACUUAAUUAUGUAAACAUGCAGUGGAGGUUACGUUGCAGUCUGGGUUCUAGUAAGAACAUUGGAAUCCAGUCUGGUCUGUUUGAUACCAAGUGUGAUUUAUGUUUACAGUGUUGGAGAAUUGUACGUUGUGAUCCGAUGUACGAAAUGCAAAUAGUAAAAUAUGUUAAUAUGUUAAUGAAUGAAAUAAUUAAGUAUUGAAUUAAUUAAUUAAUGAAUUGAGUUUUUUUUUGUUUGUUUUUAAGCAAGCCCUGUAUGCAUUUCUUGUGGUAAAGUUGCAAUCACUGUAAUUGAAAGAAAGUAGAAAAGGCAGUAUAACUAUUCAGAGUUUUGUCUUAAACAGGCAAAAUAAAUAAAAUACAAACUACAAUCCCUUAAAUUAUAAUGUGUAUACAUUUUCUAGGAUAAAUAUUCUAGGAUUAAUAUCCCAUGAAAAAUGGUACCCAGGCAAGAAAAUUAUUAGUCUGUAUUUUAUGUAGAACUACAUAGCAGUCGUACAGAUAGUAGUUAUUGUGAAACUAUGUGUGUCCUCACUUUUUCUGUUGAAUUUUGAUUAACAGUCCUAACCUUUGCAUCUGGUUCUACACUGGAUUAUAAUUUUGGGCAGGUUUCACAAUGUGUGCCCCUUAGAUUUAAGAUUGGUUUUCAUUUUAAGGAGUAAAAUCAUGUUUUACAACAGCAGUACAGUUUUAAGGUGGUUCACACCUAUAUGAUGAUUCUUUUAUGCUUUCCUUACCCCUCAGUUUGACCUCUCUGUAGCAUACUGUGUACAGCAUGAAUAUUUUCCAUAUUGGGAGGUGGUAUACGUGAAAGAUGUUUUAAAAUGUAAGGACAACAGAUGUGCUUUCCUUAAUCAAACACACAAUGUAUACAGAACCUAUGAACAUUAUUCAAGUGGUGGUAGAGUUACAAGACCCUUAAUUAUUACAUUUUUAAAGCGAUAACUAAAGGGUGUUUAAACACAAAUGAAGUAAUUUUUUCCUUACUACAACCACUAUAUGGUCUCUGAGGCAGCUUGAAAAGUCCUUAUGCUGUCAUUGCUAACCUCACAGGGUUGCAGGUUUGGAUUGUGGUAAGAUGCAUGGACUGAUUCUUUCCAGAAGUGUAAAUGGGUAUGAUGUUUGGCAGUGCCUAUGGCUUCUUGGUGAGACUUAUAUUUUUCUUGAACAAAUUCAUUAUCCAUCCCUUUUCCCUAAGCCACUACCGGUCUACCAAACCUCAUUCAGAUGUCUUUAAAAGCAUGCUAGUGUAAGAAUAGUUGUGCAAUUUGUGAAUUGUUUUACUGAAACAUAAUAAACAUUCAUAAACAGCUGUUUAGCAGUAAAGAAAAGCUUUUUCGCCAUUUAUAUUUUGUAAUAAAAAAAUCUGAAAGAAAUGCCUGUCGACUGUGUCAAAAUCACUUAUGUUGGGGCACUGUAAUAAAGGAAAUUAUUUCUGCUUUACUGAUGAGGACAUAUGGAUGUCAUUUAUCUGUUAAUACAUG